Rhineura floridana is the source of this 5766-nucleotide messenger RNA. RefSeq names its product ATP-sensitive inward rectifier potassium channel 12. Gene Ontology annotation, cellular component: plasma membrane. Gene Ontology annotation, biological process: regulation of monoatomic ion transmembrane transport; potassium ion import across plasma membrane. Gene Ontology annotation, molecular function: inward rectifier potassium channel activity. NCBI's taxonomy places the organism in Eukaryota, Metazoa, Chordata, Lepidosauria, Squamata, Rhineuridae. The record is from RefSeq and is a predicted model, not a curated record. The transcript is spliced from 3 exons. The coding region runs from base 819 to 2114 and encodes 431 amino acids.
ACCAAUAGCACAGAGGAGAAGAGAACAAGAAAGUGACCACAACUCCCCAGAAGGAGGGCACCUUCCUACAAUCCGAGCACAAGGCAGCCAAGAUGUCGAGCCAGGAUUAAAGUGAAUGCUAAAAGAAGACUUUUUAUUAUUAUUUUGCGUGGGUAGGUGGGGGGCUGGGAGGAUGGAUCCUCUGUCAUUUUCCCAACCCCCCUUAAGUCCGGCAACAGCUGCCACGGGAUAGAGAAAAGAGUUUGACAGUGAAUUCUCUUGUCUUGGAUGCUCUUGGGUAUUAGAUUUUUUUUUUAAUAGAGACUAUAUACAUAUAUAUGUACAUUUCUCCCCAGAGGAAGGAAAAACGUUGGAUAUUCUUGUUUUCCCUUUUUGCUUGUUUCCAAAGAUUUCUGUUCUCGUUGUUACAAUGGAGAGGUGGAUUCUCUACCUAAGGGAUGGCACAGCCCAAAUCUUGUGGAAAGAGAAGGAAGAUCUAAGGAUCCCUACUUGCUUGGGACUUACAGGAAAGAUUUGGGAUUUGGUGGGAUCCAUGCAGUGAGAGCAGACCUGCACCCUGGAUGUUGUUGCUGUUGUUGUUAUGUGCCUUCAAGUCGAUUACAACUUAUGGUGACCCUAUGAAUCGGUGACCUCCAAGAGCAUCUGUCGUGAACCGCCCUGUUCAGAUCUUAGCCUCUACUUGGUUAGAACUGGCUACAGCCCUGCAGAAUCUGAGAGCAUCUCCCUUUUUCCCAUAGAAGCAAUAUUUGGAGGAAGGCGAGGGCAAGACCCCAAAGGAGUCCAGAGACCCUUUCACUCCACUGUUGCUCGACUCAGGGAUGAGCGCCGGCAGAGUCAACCCUUACAGCAUAGUAUCUUCUGAGGAAGACGGGUUGACCCUAACCACCAUGCCUGGAGUGAAUGGUUUUGGCAAUGGUAAGAUCCACACACGGAGGAAAUGCCGGAACCGGUUUGUUAAGAAGAAUGGACAAUGCAAUGUUGAGUUUACCAACAUGGAUGAUAAACCUCAGAGGUAUAUCGCAGAUAUGUUUACCACGUGUGUGGACAUCCGCUGGAGAUAUAUGUUGUUACUCUUCUCCCUUGCCUUUCUGGUGUCCUGGUUGUUGUUUGGUCUUGUUUUUUGGCUCAUAGCGCUCGUCCAUGGAGAUAUAGAGAAGCCAACCAAGGACGAAACCUUCACCCCUUGCCUCCUACAAGUGAAUGGCUUUGUGGCUGCUUUCCUCUUUUCCAUUGAGACGCAGACAACAAUAGGCUAUGGGUUCCGGUGUGUAACAGAGGAGUGUCCGCUCGCUGUUUUCAUGGUGGUCCUCCAGUCCAUCGUGGGGUGCAUCAUAGACUCUUUCAUGAUUGGUGCAAUCAUGGCAAAAAUGGCGAGACCCAAGAAGAGGGCUGAAACCUUACUCUUUAGCCAUCAUGCUGUCAUUGCCAUGAGGGAUGGUAAGCUUUGUCUGAUGUGGAGAGUGGGCAACCUGCGGAAAAGCCACAUUGUCGAAGCUCACGUCAGAGCGCAGCUAAUUAAGCCCAGGAUCACCGAAGAGGGAGAAUACAUCCCGCUUGACCAAAUAGACAUUGACGUUGGCUUUGAUAAAGGCUUGGACCGGAUUUUCCUGGUGUCCCCGCUCACUAUCCUUCAUGAGAUCAGUGAAGAGAGCCCACUAUUUGGGAUUAGCCGGCAGGAUCUGGAAACGGAUGACUUUGAAAUUGUGGUUAUCCUUGAGGGUAUGGUGGAAGCCACGGCCAUGACAACGCAAGCCCGGAGCUCGUACUUGUCCAGCGAGAUCCUAUGGGGCCAUCGCUUUGAGCCUGUAUUGUUUGAGGAGAAAUGCCAAUACAAGGUUGACUACUCCCACUUCCACAAGACCUAUGAGGUCCCAUCAACCCCCUGCUGCAGUGCCAAAGACUUGAUGGAAAACAAAUUCCUCCUCCCAAGCACCAACUCUUUCUGUUACGAGAAUGAGCUUGCCUUCAUGAGCCGUGAGGAGGAGGAGGAGGAGGAAGAUGAUGACAGUAGAGGUUUGGACGAUCCAAGCUCAGACAACCAGCCUGAAUUUGAUAGGCUCCAGGCUACCAUCGCUCUGGAUCAAAGGUCCUACAGAAGAGAAUCGGAAAUAUGACCCAGGCCCCCCAUAACUGAAUUUGAGGGUGUCUUCCCCUCUCUAGUCUUUCCCCACCUAAAAAAAAAACCCAACUCAAAUUAUGCAGAACAAUGCAAGUGCCAUAGGAAUGCCUGAGAAUUAGUAUGGUUUGUAGGGUGCUGUUUCUGUUGUUGUGGGUUCUUUUUUUUUUUAACAAAAGGUUUCAUUGCAAUAACCACUGAAUGGCCUGGGCUGAGAAACCACAGCCGGCCUCAAAGUGUUGUGAACAUCCAGUGUUAAUAAAGCUGUUGAUAGUACAUAUUGGAGGGCAGAUUCAAAAUGGCUGUGCCACAAAUAUAAAAAAGGGGAAAAAACCAACUGCCAUGAGUUCAGUGGUCUGUGCAGGAGUCAUGUGGCAUGCAGAGUGAGAUGUUCCCUGUAGAAAAUGAGGGCAUCUUUUUUAAAGCUAAACAUUCUAAAAUUCCAAAAGGAGAAAAUAUUAGGAAGCAAAAUCGUAUGUGUGUGUGUGUGUGUGUCUUUUUAAAAAACUGAACAAAUUCAUAUAUACAUAUAUACACACAGAGAGAGGGUGGUAUUCAGAGCUAGUCCUACUCAGAGUAAACCCAUUGAGGUUAAUAGACAUUGCUAACUUGGGUUCAUUAAUUUUAAAGGGUCUAAUCUAAGUAGGUUUUAGUUGAAUACAAUGCACUCCCUGGAGAUGUGAUUCUGUUGCACUAGGUCAACACUUGAAGUCCUACAAUCUACGGUACACCUUUUCUAUUGAGAGGAAAGAAAGGGAGGUUCUUUUCAAUCUUUUUGUUAAACUUCCCACUUAGGAAACUGUUUACCAAAAACUGUCUGUCCAUCUGUCUGUCUUAUUCUCAUUCUCUCAUUUUUUAAAAAUGUGAUUGCUUUUUAAAUGGGAAUGAAGUGGGUGAAGUUCAAAAUCAACAGGCAUGAAGAAGCCCCUUUUCUCUUUUUUAAAAAACACUUUCAUAUUUUUCUUUUAGAAAAAGCUUUCAGUUUUGUUAUCUGUGGGGACCUCAAAAAGGGAGGGAGACAAUCCACACAAAUUGUAGAAAGGAAAUGGACAUUACAAAUCAAGCAUGGGAGUCCGACUCCCAACCCUGUGCUUUAUUUAUCUUAUGAAGCUAACAAGGGGCAUGGGGAGAUAGUUGCAGGGAAGAAUCAGUUGGAGACAUGCUUAACUCUUCCUUGGGCUGUUAAAAUCAAAUGCCCCACCCAGUCCACCUUUAGUGAAGUCUGGUCUAUACAGGCAAAUGGGGCAUUGUCCCGCCAACCUUAGUCUGCCGUCAGCUAACCCCCACUUGCCUGCCUUCUUAUGUACAACCAGCCCAGGUGGUGGCACCGGUUGCCAGCUUCCUCCUCCUUAAGUAUCAAUGUUGCCCUUGUAGAUCUAAGCAGGAUGUGGACAAAAGCAGAAUCAUUUGGCUUUGUCUGUCAUUGGCUCAGGCACCGUCUAUUGUCAGCCUCUCUGCUUUCCACCCUACCACACCCAAUGGGCACCAGCCACCACAGCUUUGGGGGCAACCAUGACUGUGUUAGAGUGAUAUAAGAGUGCUUUAAAUUUGACCAAUAGAGGAAGAGAGAGCUUCUCUUUGUCAAUCUACCCAUCAAUGGGUACAAAUUAGGGGUGGGUGAGAAUUUCGAUUCAGUUCGCCUUUCAAGCAGAAUAUAUCAAAUUUGCACUUUCUGAAACAAUAUAAGAACCGAAACAUGGCCAUCCUUUGAAAUUCGCAUUUAUUAGAAUUUUGGGAUGCAGUUCACCAACUAAACAAUAAAAAUGCAUAUAUUAGUGGAAAGUGUGCAUAAAAAUGAAAAUAUGAGUGAAAAUAACAUGCAAAAAGGCAUAUAUGAUGAGAAAUUGCUUGCAAAGGUGUAUACCUUUGUCAGAACUGCUUACAAAAUGUGUUUAUUUGGAGAAAUUUGCACUAAAAUGGUGGAGAAUUUUCAUGAGGAUUUUUUUUAAAUCGCAGAUUGCUGCAGAAAUGCAGAGAACUGAAUUUAACAUUAGAAAAGUGAGAAACUGAGAGAACUGAAAUUGACAGAUCUUUCCAUCCCUAGUACAAAUACAUCCCACAGGCUACAAUAAUAAGUUUGUUGAGAGGUUUGUUUUGUGAUAUAUUGACUUCUUUCGUGUUCCCAGUAUUGCUCCUCAUAAACUAAAAGUUGCCCAGAUUUUCUAUUGGUGCUGUAAAGAAGUCUGUCAGUUGAUUUUUACUAGAAAUAUACCCAUUUGGUGCUAGCUAGCCAUGCCUCCAAUGUCAGUGCGCCCUCUGGUCAUGCCCAUUAUGCAUUGCAUGGAACAUAUGAAAGGGUCCCCAGUGCACGUUUCAGGGCUUCCUCCUGAUUAGGAACUACAUUUGCAUAGGGUUCCCAAUCCCAUGGAAGCAUCUGCACAUGUACAGAGGUACUUUAUUUUUAUUUAUUUUGGAAUUUUUAUGCUGCUUUCCAGAAUAAAAAACACCCUUAAGCUCAAGAUUGCAAUGAGCAUGAUUUUAAAACGUUUUUUAAAUGAUUAAACAGCUUGUAAAAUGUUAACUUUUUAACUUCCUGCAUUGAGCAGCGGGUUGGACUUGAUGGCCUUAUAGGCCCCUUCCAACUCUACUAUUCUAUGAUUCUAUGAACUGAAACACCAGUACAAAACAUGCCCUAGCCCACACUAACAGUCUGGAUGAAAGAAAUUAAACCAUUUAAAAUGAUUCAGAGAGCAACAACCAUUUAAAGCCUAGCCCAGCAUCUUUAACUAAGAGCAGAUAAAAAUAAAAAUAAUAUUUCAAGCCCAUUUAAAAGCAGAGGAAAGGGCCCAAAUGUGCAUCCCUUGGGUGGAAAUUCUAUAAAUAUAGGGUCACCACUGAACAGGUCCUAUCUGUUGUGCCCACCAAUCUUAAUUGAACUUGGUAGUGGGCCUACCGGCAUGGCUUCUGUGGCUUAGGGACCACUUUCAUGUAUCUAGCUGAACACAUGAACAUCAAGGGAUAUGGCCAGAAAGUGCCCAGAUGUUGGAAGCAUAACUAGCUGGCAUGGUCCCCUUCUCAUGCAUUCAGUGAACACAUAGAAAAAGGGAUGUCUGAAAAGUCCUACUACUAAAGAAACAUUAAGCUUAUGGCCUUUGGGAUUGACAAGUAGAAUUGCCAGCCCUUCAGCCGCCUCCGGUUGUUUUUAACAGGAGCUUGACUGGUAGAGAUUAGUAAUUUAUUAUAGACCCUGUUCAGACUUUCCUAAAUUUAUUACCUAGGAAGUUGCCUUAUACAUCACAUUCACACCAUACAUUUAUUCCACUAUUAUUCCACUUUAAACAGUCACGGCUUCCCCCAAAGAAUCCUGGAACAUAUAAUCUGUGAGGGGUGCUGAGAGUUGUUAGGAGAGCCUGAUUCCCCUCAUAGAGCUACAAUUCCCAGCAUUUCCUGGGAAGAGGGGUUGACUGUUAAACCACUCUGACGAUUGUACCUCUGUGAGGAGAAUAGAAGUCUCCUCUCAGCACCCUUCACAAACUACACUUCCCAGGAUUCUUUGGGGGAAGCCAUGAUGGUCUAAAAUGGAAUAAUAGUGAGAUAAAUUAUAUGGUGUGAAUAUGGUCAUAGCGAGUCAGACCAUUGGUCAAUCUAGCUAGGUAUUCUCUACCCCAGCCUUUCCCAACCAGUGUGCCUCCAGAUGUUGUUGGACCACA